Molecule: messenger RNA, 9016 nt
Organism: Brassica rapa (field mustard)
Lineage: Eukaryota; Viridiplantae; Streptophyta; Magnoliopsida; Brassicales; Brassicaceae
Source: RefSeq, a predicted model, not a curated record
CACUACUAUAUAAAAGCAACUAAAUUGGAGCUUUCUAAGCACUGCCACAUGGGCACAAAUAUUCCUAGCCAAUGAAACUGCCAUGUCAAUGAAAAUCAUUUGUUGUUGAUCUAGGGUUUGCCCACUCCCGCGACUCCGGCCCUUCCAAUGCACAUACGCUUUUUUCUACGUCUGCAAUCAAAUCCAUAAAACUCUUUAUCUCCCUCUAUCUCUACGUCUACAAUCAAAUCCAUAAAACUCUUUAUCUCCCUCUAUCUCUACAUCUCUCCCUCUUUCUCUUACCAUCACUAACGGUUGCGUUUCAUAACAGGUCUCGCUAUCUAUAGUUUCAUAACUUACGUUCAACCAUAAUACUAUUGAACGGCAUCAGAAAUUCAUGAGGCGGUUCAUUGAAGUUGUUAAUCUGCUCGACAGUAUUGAACAUGCGUAAGCUUUUUCUUCUCUUUGUUCUUGAAAAUUAUAUCCCAUGACUGUUAUAUGUAAACGUUGACACUGUUCUCUUGAUUUUUUUACUUCCACCAUAGGAAACAUUUCAAGGCUGUUCUACAGCUCUCAGUAACCCUUGUUUUACCGUUUAUCAUGUAAAAAGUCAUUUGCAGGUAUGUUCUUACCCGUAUUUUGUUUUUGUGCUACUCUAAGCUCCUUUCUCAUUUUCUAUUGUCUUUAUAUUUGACCAUAUAUAUUUUUGUGCUCUCCCUGAGCUAUGAACCACACAUGCAUGAUGCCUCUAGAGAAUUAGUCACUUUUUAGAAAAGCUAAAGUCUUGAAGACAAACAGGCUAAAAAAGGACAUGUAUUUUGUAUAAUUGUGUUUCUUUCUUUCUUUCACAGGAGAACCUCAAGUGAAGAAGAUGACAUCUAUCAAAGAUAUCAAAUCUCUAGAUAUGAAAACUUAAGUAACUUUUAUGUUCCAACCUGGAAUCUUUCUUUCCUAAUUUUUAGAAUUAUGAUUGUUAUAGUGUUACUUAUAUGUUAACUUUGUCACUCUUUCUUUACCAGGAGUUUUAAGAUUACUUAUAGUCCAAGGUUACAUAUGGAAGCUUAAAAAAAGACUCCAUGAGCGGAUCCAGGUAAUGAUUAUACCUGCAAAGCUGCUAUAAACUAUCUUUCUUUCUCACCUUUCUAACCAGAAAGAGUAUUAUUCCUACGUAUCAUGACGAUUAUCUGAUAUCUUCAUAUGGCCCUUAUCCAAUGGUUCAUGCAGUUACAUAUUGAAAAAGAGAGCUGGCUACAUAUGAUGUUUUGAGAAGACAUAUGAUGUUUUGAGAAGCAACAAAAGUUACUAGAGGACAAGAGCUCUUCCUCAAUGCAAUCACCAAAGCAAUGCAACAAAACAUUUCCAGCAGCUGAAUUGGGUUUCGAGACAAACUGGAACCAGACUGACUCUGUUUCAAUAUAAAAAAAACAAAGGUAAUAUAUCUUUGUGUUUGUUUCAAUUCGAGUAUUUUUAAAGAAAUAUUUUAUCCUGGAAAAAUAAGAUACAUAUAUAUAUAUAUUUGGACAAAAGUCCAUAUAAGAGGAUACGACAAAGAAUCUGUAAUGUAUAUUUUUGUAGAAACAGAGCUCAAAACUAAAGAACGUGUGCAGAUUUCAAAUCAGAAUUCAGCAACAGAGCAUGAAGACAAUCCUGGUAAAUUGUUUCUUCUUUUAAAUCACAUGUGUGAGCACAUUAAUCUUUUUUUAAUAUACACAUUAUUGAGAAUUGAACAAAUUGGAGGAGACAAUGUUACUUGAAAGGUUGAACCUGAUGUUAAAUUCAAUUAUCAUACUUUCCUGCCUUCAGUGCUCAUGCAAUCAAGUAGCUUUGCAGAUAAAUUAGUGUUGGGGAGAUAAGUUAUUGGGUCUUUAUUUUAGAUAAGAGAAAAAUGAUGUGGACGCAUAUGCAACAUAGAAAAUGGUUGUCGAACUGUAUAUUAAUAUGUGUUUAUGUUUGACUCCAAGUAUGGAACAUGAAAGAAAGGUUUUCAAAUACGACAGAAAAGUAAGACACAAGAGCUGAAAGUGACGUCUACAGUCGGAAGAAAAAUAAAGAAGCAUUUGCAAGGAAAAAACUAAAAAUGUUUCCUUGGGUUUGUAUAUCCCCGAGAAUUAGAUUUGGAAAGUGUGUGUUUUAUUGAAAAAGGUUAGUUUGUGUGAUUUUUUAUUACCAAAAUGGCAUAGUUUUAGUGCACUUAGUAGAAUACAAAUAGUGAAAAAUAAUUUUAUAACUUCAAAUUCACUUAUAGUUUAGGAUUUUUUAGACUCAUUCUCAGUUACAUUAUGUGUAUAACAAGAUAAAUUUUCAUUGAGAUCUUAAAAAAACAAGUCAUUGCGACAUAUGUAAAAAUUUAAAUAGAACAACAAUUACAUCAAUAACUCCGCGCAAGCGCGGAGCCAAGCCCCUAGUUUCUUUAAAAGCUCCUGUUAUUCAACUAAUGAUUUCUAUUUUUUUCUUCAAAUCCUGUGUUAUUGAAUAUGAUAUUUAUCUAAAGUAGCUUAAAAUCACUUGUAAUCCACUGUUAUUCAAUUAACAAUUUACCAAAAGUAAAUCAAAUCUACUGUUAUUCAAUGUUAAACAAUUUUAAAAGAAAAACUUUAUGAAAUGGAUUUGAAACUAUUUUUUUUGUUAUUUUCAGUCAAAACUAUCGUUACACAAAUCCCACCAUUGUACAUGUUAUUUGGAAAUACCCAAAAUCAAAUAAAAAAUUGACCACGCCUAUGAGAACAGAGAGAGAACAAGGAAGCGAGAGAUCAGAGACGAAGCUUUCCAGAAAAGUACUGAACUUUCGAUUCCCUCUUGUUCAUGAAUCAAUACCCAAGUCGACAAUUUUGGAAGCCAAAGAUUCGAUUUUGGAGUCUCUCAAACCUGAAGGGACCCCUUUGAUUGUUAGAUUUGAUUUCGUCUCGAGCUUUUCGUUGGAUCCGAGAAAAAGGUUUUGUGCUCUGAAGAAUCUGAGGUUGAGCUAAGGCACACGUCGAUUGAUUUGUUCCUUUGGUGUUCUAUCAAAAGCUUUGGUUCACCCAAAUAAUCUUUGCUUCAACUCUCCGAACUCAAAAGCUUGAGGAAGUAUUCUUCUACGAGACUUCUUGCCAAGUAUGAAAGCUAAGGUAGUAGAUUAGAGCUUUGGUUCUGUCCUUCCAAGUAUGCAAGCUAAGGUACUGCUUGACAAGUAUGCAAGCCAAGUUGUUUAAUUAGGGUUUAGGUAGGUAUGCACAUAUAUAUAAAAUCAGUAACAUGGAGAAGAGCUUACAAAACUGAUAGGAUACGAGCAUCAAUCAUCUCUUUUAUUUGUCAAAUUACCUUCCAAACAAUGGGAGAUCCAAAAGACGUAAAAGGUAAAGGUCAAUACCACUCAUGGUCUGGACCUGAGCACAAGUUGUUAUUGAGGUUACUAGUGGAUGCAAUCAAUCAAGGUUUUCGUGAUGCCAGCGGCAAAUUCAACAAACUGACGGUCGAAUUCAGAAUACUAACAACUCUACAACAAGAAGUUGGAUCUAAAAAAACCUACGGUCAGUAUAAAAAUAGGAUGAAAAUCUUGAAGGGUAGGUACCAAGUGUUUGCAGAUUUUCUUCGUUGUAGUUCUGGUUUUGGGUGGGACUCUGAAACGAAAAAAUUCACAGCAGAUGAUGAAGUAUGGAAGGUCUAUCUGCAGGCUCAUCCAAAUAAUAAAUAUCUGCGUGAUGAUUCUUUUGAAGAGCUAAGGACUAUAUUUGAACAGAAUACUGCAACUGGGCAGAAUGCUGUGGGACUAGGUGAUUCUGUUGAUGCAGGAUCCUAUCAAUUUGAAGAGAACGAGAAGACAAAUGAUAAUGAUUUUGUCCAUGUGAUAUAUGAGGGAGGAGGAAUAGAACACCAGCAAACAUGUGAACCUUCAUCAAGAAAAAGCAUUGGAGAAAAGCUUUCACAUAGAAAGAAAGCUAGGACAGAUGCAUAUAACUCGGAAAGGGUUUGUGAGGAAGUUACAGAAAUCAGUAGCCAAAUUUUUGACAUGAUUCAGAAAAGAUGGGUGAAGGAAGCUGAAGAAAAAGAAGCUGAAGACAAAGCUAACAAUGUUUGGGAUGCUAUCAAGGAAAUUCCUGACUUGGAUGAUGAUUUGCGUUAUGAGGCGAUGACCCUUGUUCACAACUUAGGCAUGAAAUCUGGUUUCGUGAAUAUGUCCAUAACAGAUCGUUGUGGAUGGAUUAAAAGAAAUCUCCGUAAACCAAGUGGCUGAAGUAACAUGAUCGGAGUUCUAAAGAUAGUUCGUCAUCUUGGAGUUUUUAUUUCUUUAAAGUUGAGUUUUUAUUAUUACUUUAGCUAUGGUUUUGUUUCUUCUUUGCAGAAUUGUUAUGAUUUUUGUUCUUUAUAUGUUAUUGUUUUUGUUUUUUAGCUAUCUUCUUGUUUUCUCCUACAAUGGUAUAAUUAUAUUUUACAUAGGAAAGUAGUAUAUUCUGUUCAAAGUAAACAUUGAUUUUGGCGGCUAAAUUUGGCGGCUAAUUCGUUAGGAUACGAUUCCUUAAUGAUUUGUGUAACCUUAUUUAUUUGUCCUCUUCUUCUCUAGCUAAAGUUCAUCACCGCCGCUUUAUAUUACGUGAGUAUCUAGCAUUAUUUCACACUUUGUUCACCAAUUAGACAGUUUCUUAUGACUUGUUAUUUAUGUUUUUGUGCAGAGAUUUCAAUGGCUCAUAUUGUUAAUGCAAAUGAAGAGAUACAAAUUAGGAAAAAGAGAAAAAAGAUGUCAAAUUUCAAGAUAGACGUUGAUAUUCUCUUACUGGUCUUUUCUAUCAUUGUGAAGGUACGUAAUGUCGCUUCACGUAUUCCACAAAUUUCAAGAUGGAACGCAUAUUCUUGCGAUGAUAAGUGGAAAGGAUUCAUCUAGCUAUUGCAAUCGAAAAGGACAACUAUCACAAAAUGUUUUAGCUGCAUGCAAUUUUGAUUUAGAAUUUAUAUAUGUUCUUAGUGGAUGGGAAGGUUCAGCUCAUGAUGCUAAAGUAUUACAAGAUGCUUUAACAAGAAAUUCUAACAGAUUACAAGUUCCAGAAGGUAUGUCUGGUUCUUAUGAUUAAAAUAUUGAUGUGUUAUUUUUGUAUUUUCUUAAAACUAUUUGAUAUAUGUUAUAUGAUUUCUGGAAAAUUAUAUUUAGUCGACUGUGGAUACGCCAAUCGUCGUAAUUUUCUGGCUCCAUUUGAAGUACUCGCUAUCAUCUUCAAGAUUUUAGGGGACAGGGCAAAGAUCCUGUGAAUCAAAAUGAGUUGUUCAAUCAUCGUCAUUCAUCCUUGCGAAAUGUGAUUGAGAGAAUUUUUGGCAUCUUUAAGUCAAGAUUCCUCAUCUUCAAAUCUGCUCCACCAUUUCCGUAUGAAACACAAGCAGAGUUAGUUCUUGCAUGUGUUGUUUUACAUAAUUAUCUUCGUAAAGAAUGUCGUUCAGACGUGUUUCCUGAAGAAGUUGUUGUCGCUGAUGAUAAUGAAAGUGAUGUUCAAGAAAUAGGUGAAGAUGAGAACAUGGAUGAUGAUGUUCAAAAUGGCACUCAAGAACAACAAAGAGUGAAUGCUAAUAAUUGGAGAGCAAAUAUAGCAGCAACCAUGUGGACAGAUGCUAUGCAUAUGGGAUCUUGAUGCAGCAACAGUUUACGUUGUUUUUAGAUGUUAUCUCUGCUACUAUGUUUUUAAAUUUAUCUUUCAUGUUAUGGUUUAUGAAUUUGGUUUUUUGAUAAACAAUUUUGAUCUAUUAUAUUGGCUUUUAGUAAGUUCUGGAGCUAUCUUGAAUAUUGUCAAGAGACUGCUGUUCAAACUUGUUGCAGAGAUUGAAUUGGAAGAAGUACAAGACGAAUUGAUUAUGUAAUAUGCCAUUGGAUCUUCUUGCUUUUGGGAUCUCGAUGAGUCAACCUCAGGAAGUUGGAUAUGGAAGAGUAUCUGCAAACUUUGAUCUAUAGCUCUUUCUCUCGUUCUCACAAACGAAGGAAGAAGACAAAAUAUUGAAAUUUCACGUUUUUACUCUUUUGGAAAAAAUAGUGAUUACUUCAUGUUUUAAAAUAAUUGGACUUUGAAAAGUACUCUGAAAUUUAAGUUCAAAUGACCUCAAGUACUCUGAAAUUUUUAAAAAAUCCUAUCCAAAUCUAUUUUCCUUUUUUUAAAUCCCACCCAUCGUUUUGGGAUUUAACCCAAAUCUCUUCAAACUCCAAUAUUUUUUCAAAUCCACCCAAACUUUUAAAAUCCACAUUUCAAUACAUCCCAACUUCCAAACACCAAUUUGGAACUUGAGGGCCAAGUCCACUAAAAACAUGCAAUAAAUUUACAAACAACAUUGCUGAUGCACACCCUUUAUACACCAGGCGAGAGUUUCCACCAAUCACACCAAAGUCCACACACUCUUCAAACAUCUCUCCAGGUUAGGCAAAACCUUCAACAACAUCAUUCAAGUUAAGGAAACAAAAAGCACUAAAUCUAGAUCAAUAUGUUCCCCUCAUAAAUGCAAAGAGCCAAAAACUUUGAGUGAAUUAACUUAUUAUUUUAAAAAAUAACUGAGUGAGGAAAGCGGAAAAUGAUAACUGAGGAGAGAAAAUGUGUACAAAAAAGUGUAAACGCAGCAGCCGCGGAUAUGGGUGGUUGCGGUUGUUGCGGUUUUAAGCGUUAUUAUGUGGUUUGUACGAUUGGUACAACGGUUAAAAAUUGGUGUAUUUGCGGAUACUUAAGACUGGUUGUUACCAAAUGCAACAUCAAUUUAAUAGUAAAUUAACAAUAUUAACACUUCACAAAAUAAGAAAAUAUGAAAAUCAUAUUAUUAUAAUAAAUCUAAAAAUUAUAUUUAUAAAAUCAAAGUAUUAAUAUUUUUUUAAAAAAUUGGGUUUAUAUAUGUAUAUAUAUAUAUAUAUAUAAUAUUUUGUAAUAUUAUAUUAUACUUAUAUAAAUAGACAUGAAGGAAGGAGAAACCAUCCACAGCCCUAAUCUUAUAUGACCGAAAUAAUAUAAGAUUAUAAUCCUACCCACAACCCAUAAUACUAAAAUUUACCCCAACCCAUAAUAUUAAACCCUAAAUCUCAAUCACUAAACCCAAACCUAAAUAUAAACAUAUAUGUUUAUAAUAUUUUUAUAGAAAUUAAAAAUCUGAAAAUAUAUAUAAUAUUUUGUAAUAUUAUAUUAUACUAUAUAAAUAGAGAUGAAAGAAGGAGAAACCAUCCACAUCACACAUUUAUUGACCACACACAUAUGCACUAAAUCUUCUAAUCCAUAUGGCAGAAAUAAUAUAGAAUUAUAACCCACCCACAAUCUUUAAUAGUAAACAUUAUCCCGACUCACAAAUACAAAACCCUAAAUCCCAAUCAAUAAACCUAAACCUAAAUAUAAAAAAUAAUAUAUAUUUAUAAUAUUUACACAGCUGAAGAAAAGUAAUAGAGAUAAAUGAUGAUGAAAAUAAAAUAAAAUAAAAUAAUAAACAUAUGUUAAUGUUAAUUGGGGAGAAAAAAAACAAAAAAGAAACGAGAAGAUGUUAAUCGGUUGUCUUCGAAAGUAAUUUGGUACUAGGUGGAGAUCCGCACCUUGUGCGGGGGUGAAAUUACCUGAAAAGUAACUAAAUUUACUAUACAGCUUGUUCAUAAUUUCCAUUGGACAUUAUAUUAAAAUUCUACAAUAUGUUAUGCUUAAUUAAGUAAUAGUUAAAACAAGACUUGUAUAGCGCAAUAUUUUAGAAUCAAACUGUUGGAAUAUAUUAAAAAGAUGGACCAAGACUUUUUUUUCUUCUGGUAAAAUGGAUGGACCAUGGUUGAUAGUAGAAAUAACUAUAAACUUUGAAAUUUAAGAGGAGAUUGAAUCAAUAUGUGAAUAAGCUUACGGACUGGUUGGAUUAUAGUUUUUUUUUUUUUUUUUUUUUUUUUUUGGUAAACAUGUUAAAGUAUUAUUACCAUUUUUGAUUUGUGACAGAAGGUUACAUAAGAGACUUGUAGCAGAUGAUUAACUAAAUAGAACAAGAAACUAAUCUAAACAACACUACUCUAAAACUACACUAAACCCACCCUUACCAACGACAAACGCACGGAGCAAGACAGGAAAACAAAGCUAGCGAGCUAAAGCGAAGCUGUCUCUGAGCCACAGCAGCUCACAAUAGGUGGUCGACAUAUCACACGGAGACACCGGACCCGGUAGAAUGCGGCUUGCCCAGAGUCCGGUUCUGAAGGAUGACCUCAACACAAAGGAGCCAAUACGAACAUUGACAGUUUCACCAGGCGACUGCUAGCGAAGCAACACGGCAGACCACACAAGACGAUGAGCCGCAAGGAAGAGCGAUUAUUCAGGAAGGAGAAUCCGCCGGAAGUGCCACUCCACCGCACCUGAAACCAAGGAGACAGACCAAACCAGCACCUUCCCUAAGAGAAAGGUCAGAGACACGCCCUAGAUCAAGCCUCCGAGACUGGAUGGGACCGCACGCGCCGCCACAGAGCACAAGACCGCAGUUGACAAAUCCACAAAUCCUAACUCCACGCGCCACUACCACGGAGAACCCGAAGCAGAUAACCUUAGACCGGAGCCGAUGGCCUAACCGAAAGAGACACCACGAGAUCACCUGACAAGUCUAAAGAAACCAGGAGAGGGAAGAGAGCCAAGACCGAGGAAACACUCCCCCGGACCCGAAACCGAACCCACCACCGGAACAGACCUGCGAGAAGCGCUCGCCCUAGCCGAGAAGGAGGAAAGAGGGGCGUAAAAGAAAGCGGCCGCCGUCUUCAACACUCAGAUCUGGACCCCAGAUCGAGCUUCCGCCACCUACAAACGACCAAAGAAACCUCGAGCCCCCAGCUUUCUCAACCUCGCCGUGCUUCCAAAGACCAAGACCGACAGAUCUGAACCGCGGUGACGGCCAAGUCCCAGAACCACGAUCAUAUCGGUAGAGAUGGAGCGAAAGGUGAGAGGCGAGGAGAAGACAACACAAAAAAGAAAAGGGGUGGAGACCGACGACUAAACGACGUCGGCCGCCGGAAAUCGAUUUUAGAUCUAGGUCUUUCUUAUGUUCGGCGAGAGAGAGAGAGAGAGAGAGAGAGAGAGAGAGAGAGAGAGAGAGAGAGAGA